UUAUAUUCGAUAAGUUAAGCUUGACCAAGGGCGCCCUUAGGGAUUAGUCAUGUGCUAACACGACUGCUCGUUGCAGCACGCAUUGGAAAGUGAAAUGUUGCGUUUCACCCAAUCAACCGAUCGGUGGGGGUCGUAGGCUGCGGCGAAGAUGUAGAGAUCAUGCAGUUUGCGGAGUCCUGACCCACUAACAUUCUCCUCAGUUACUCGACGGUGGCCUCGAUAAUCCGCGUGUGCGCCGAGUUUUCUCUCGGAAGAAAAAAAAUCUACGAAGCCCCACACACACACACACACAUAUCGAAAAUACAUUCGGGCGACUUAAGAGAAUGCGUCGAAAUCGCGGUUUUCUGCUAUUGCUUUUGACGUGUCUGACAAUAGUCUUUAUCGUUCUGAACGCGAGAUCGUCCACGGAUUUCGUCGGGCCCGCGAUUACCGUCGAGAAACGUAGCGCAUCGAAGGAGCAGGAAGCGGCGCGUGCCGAUGAUCCAUGGAUCACCCGCAAUCAGACGCACCGGUACGUCACACCUUCCCUCGCCGAAUUGGAUGACUUGCCAUACAAGCAGAAGCACGUCCUCAUGCUGACACGCAUACCUGGUGCGGGCGCCGAGUUGAUGGUGCUGAUCCUGCAGCGGUUGCAGGGAUACAAUGCUUUCAAGCACAUACGCCUGCCGUCGAGUGACCACGGACUCUUGUCGAAUUCGCAGCAGGAGUUGUUGGUAGAAGAAAUUACGAGUAUCAUCAGACAAGAAGCUAUUCCCUUAACUUUUGAUGGAGACGUAAGGUUCAUAAAUUUCUCGGAAUUUGGACGGCAAGGACCCACUUUUAUAUCUUUAGUGAGAAAUCCAUUGGAUCCACAAGUUUGGCAGAGGUACAAAAAAGAAAAACUGUUUUACCAUGGAGUUAUAUCUUAUUUUUGCGGACAGGAUCCGCGUUGUAUAGAACAAAAUAACACGUGGGCAAUGGAGCGAGCUAAAGCAAAUGUUAUUCGAUGGUAUCCUGUUGUUGGCAUAUUAGAUUACAUGGAGGAGUCGUUAAACGCGCUCACAGUCGAAUUUCCUUAUUUUUUUAAGGGUGCUACACGUAUCUAUGAUCAUUUUCGACCAAAAGAGAGGCAUUGGCCCAUUUCCUCAACAAAGGAUGCAGUCCUUUCCCGAUUCAAGGACGCAGUCUUAAACAAAGUGCUUGCGCAAGAGAUAGAAUUUUAUCAGUGGCUAAAAUCUCGACUUUUUGAUCAAGUUUUUAACAACAGCUGGAAACGUGAUCCAAUAAAAGGAGAUAAAGUGAUCAAAAAGUAAAUUCUCAUUAACACCAAUCAUGAUGCAAAUAAUCAAAAGAAUAUUUUUUUCUCUUACGACAUUUAUAUUGCCUUAAAAGGACGAUGGAGAGAAAAUUAGGAAUCAUUUUUUCUAUAACUUUGUAUAAUUGUUAUACCAAAGAAGCAAAAUGUGAAUUUCUCGUGCCAUCUAGAGGUUGACUGUGUAAUCACAUACAUUAUUCUACGUAGAGGAUAAAUUAUCGCGAUUAUGUUACGCAAAUAUAUAUUUAAUGUAUUUAUCGAUAGUAGUUCAUUAGAAUAACUGUCGUAACUUGAUACACAUACAGCAUAUUUACAAAUUACGAGAACGCUGCAAUCCUUUUACGUCAAUGUAGUUUAAUAUUUGUAGAAUAAAUACAGAAGAGUAC
Pogonomyrmex barbatus (red harvester ant) is the source of this 1680-nucleotide messenger RNA. Its product is annotated as uronyl 2-sulfotransferase. Gene Ontology annotation, cellular component: membrane. The record is from RefSeq and is a predicted model, not a curated record. Lineage: Eukaryota; Metazoa; Arthropoda; Insecta; Hymenoptera; Formicidae. Gene Ontology annotation, molecular function: sulfotransferase activity.